This is a messenger RNA of Fusarium graminearum PH-1, 1005 nucleotides long. RefSeq lists its product as uncharacterized. The coding region runs from base 1 to 1005 and encodes 334 amino acids. The transcript has 2 exons. The record is from RefSeq and is a predicted model, not a curated record. NCBI's taxonomy places the organism in Eukaryota, Fungi, Ascomycota, Sordariomycetes, Hypocreales, Nectriaceae.
AUGCGAUUCUAUUACCUUUUGUCUCUCUACCUUGCCUCUCCGGCCAUAGCAGCUAGCCCAAGCCUUACAAGUAAAGGCUGUGUCGAUGCAUCAGGAUUCGAAAGCUGUCAAAAUGACGCAAACAAACAAACAUCGAGCUGCAUCAGUCAGGCCAAAAAGGACAACAGCCAGAAAGAGCUUCUAGCAUGUGGUUGCCAAGACUCGGUCAACAACUACAACUGUUACGCAGCUUAUUGUUGGAACAGGGUCUGGGAAUGCGAAUACGAAGAGUACAUCAUCGCGUACAUGCAGAAUUGUCUAACCGCUAAACUCCCGGUUCCAUACUUUCCCGCCCCGAAGGAUGCCCCGGACGCAUGUUCAUGCAAUCUUGGCAAGGUUAAUAUUGCUGUCAACGACGCUAUUCAGCAGGCGGGAACAUGCUCUAACAAUGCCAAUUCUGGUGACGCGGGAACGAACCUACAGCAGAUGGAGGGAUACAGUUGCUGCGAACUCAGCGGCACUCUAUCAAGUAUCGUUGAGAUUUGCCCCGACACCGAUCCCAAACUCGUCGGCCUAUCAAACCUUGGCACGCUCGAAUCACAACUCAACGUCCAGUACACCAAUUGUGGAAAAUACAUGGAUGCAUUUGAUUGCCAAUCUGACCUCUCAUUCUCGCUUGAUGGCGUCAGCACAUUCUUGAAGCCGGAUGAUGCGCUCAAGACUGGGUCAGCCACAUUAAGUAAUGGCCCUGGAUCUGUGACGACUCCUGCGAGUGGACAUGUGUUCUCAUAUACGAAUGGUGGCGAUGGUGUUGUCUAUACUAUCACUGCUGCUAAGGAUAAAGCUGGUUCUGGUGGCAAGGGGAAGUCUGAAGCAACUCAGACUGAUUCGGACGCUACUGGUACUGCCUCAGCGGAUGGUACCAAGGAGACUAAGUCAAGCUCCAAAAGUUCAGCGACAACGUUGGCGGCAAAGGGAUAUUUGGGUUUGGUAGUGGCCCUUGUUUCAGCGUUUGCCAUGUGGUGA